AUGGAUAACAGUUUUGAUGGUGGGGUAGAUAGGGGUGCUAUAGUUGAAAUUGAGGAGUUCCCACGUCCUUCUCAAGGAAGUCAGUCAAUAGAAGCAUGGGAAAAUGGGACAGGUCUGGAGUUAAGACAAGAGUUUGAAUCCAAGAAAACUGUGAUAGAUUUAGUUCGGAGAGCUUCACUUGGUAAAUGUUUUGGGAUCUCACUUAAGAACUCGGAUAAGAAGCGGUGGGUGGUGAAAUGUGCUGCUGAAAAAGAAGGUUGUGCUUGGCAUAUUCCAGUAGUGAAAGGUGUAAAAUCAGGAUGUUUCAAAGUUACCAAAUAUAAUAAAAUGCCUACAUGCUCCCGGGUGUCACGUAGUGGCUACGCUAGCACAAGAGGCACAAAAAGGUUGGUUGCAUCUUUGGUGAAGGAAAAGUGUGCAAGCCAGUUGCAGACCACAACACCAGCUGAAAUUAUGACUUUGCUUCAAACAGAGGUCGGUGUGUCAGUAUCUUAUGCUACUGCAUGGAGAGGGAGAAAUAUAGCUCGUAAUGAAGUGAUUGGAGAUCCAGAGGAGAGUUUCUUGUUGCUGCCUUCUUACUUAUACAUGCUGGAGCAAGCUAAUCCUGGAACAAAAACGAAAUUGUGUUUAGACGGUGAAGAGAGGUUCAAGUACCUUUUUGUCGCACUUGGAACUUGCGUGGAAGGGUUUGAAGGAAUGAGGAAAGUUAUUAUUGUAGAUGCAACAUUUCUGAAGGCUGGCUAUAAUGGUGUUUUAGUUAUUGCAACAGCUCAAGACCCUAAUCAUCACCAUUACCCUCUUGCAUUUGGUGUUAUUGAUGGUGAAAAAGAUGCAAGUUGGAACUGGUUUUUCGAAAGGUUGAAAACUAUUUUUCCAGAUAAUGGUGAGUUGGUUUUUGUAACUGACCGUAAUCAAAGUUUAGUUAAAGCGGUUGGCGAAGUGUACCCGAGGGCUCAACAUGGCUUUUGUAUAUAUCAUAUGUCGCAAAAUGUGAAAUCUCAUGUUUAUUAUGUGAACAAAGAGGAGGCCGCUGAAAAAUUCAGAGAGUGCGCAAGGGUGUACACAGAAGCUGAGUUCCUGCAAAAGUAUGAUAAAUUUAAAGGGAGGUACCCAACCACUGUCACUUAUCUUGAAAAAGGGCAGGAAGGUGGCACAGAGACCAUCAAUAGUGUGAAAUACUGGGCAAGAUGUUAUUUUCCUGGUGAAAGACAUAGGAAGGAGGCUGCAUAUGGUAAGGUGACAGAGAAAUUAGUGCCUUAUGUGGAGAAUAUAUUGCACUCGAGAUGUUUAGUUGCCAAGAAACUAAUUGUUGUGGAACUGAACAGUUUCAAGUUCAUAUACAUAGUUACUGGGAAAGAUGGAAAUGCUUAUGUGGUACACUUGUUACAGAAAACUUGUGAUUGCAAGCAUUUUUACAUAGACAAGUACCCCUGUGUACAUGCAUUAGCUGCAGCUAUGAAAUGCAACGAACAAAAAGAUGGAUCCAGGUAUUUCCAUUACCAUGAUCUGUGCUCUAGAUAUUAUUGGACUGACCAGUGGAAGUUGGCAUACGUGAGGACGAUCUAUCCAGUACCGCCUAGAUAUCAGUGGUUAAUUCCAGCUGAAACAUGUGGUUUUGUCUGCAAACCACCAAAUUUUCCCAAGCGAAAGAAAGGAAGAAAGAGGGAUAAGAGGUUCACAUCCACGGGAGAACACCGUCGUGGUAACAAACGGGUGCCAGGACAAAAAUUUUGCAAGGACUUGGUUACAUUGUAG
Molecule: messenger RNA, 1755 nt
Organism: Eutrema salsugineum
Lineage: Eukaryota; Viridiplantae; Streptophyta; Magnoliopsida; Brassicales; Brassicaceae
Exons: 2
Coding region: 1-1755 (584 amino acids)
Molecular function (GO): zinc ion binding
Source: RefSeq, a predicted model, not a curated record